GAGACAUGAGGGAGGGAGGAAAGCAAUUGAGAGAUGUCUCAAAGCAUAGUUCAUCUCUUCUCUCAAUUUCCCUCCAUCUUUGACAUCAAACACCAACUUCCAACUGUCAUACUUCAUCUUCCCAAAACUAAAGGCCUUCUACUCUCCUCCAUUGCUCCUCUUGCUCUUGCCAUUGUUCUUAACUCACCUUCACCUUCUCUAGCUCUUCCUCCUACUACUCCCUUCACUCAAUCUCAAGCUUUGGAGAUUGGACUAGACAAUGGAAAAAUCAGGCCUUGUCCUUCUGUAAAUCCUGGAUGUGUCUCUUCCAAUCCGAAAUCCUCGUCUUUCUCUUUUCCAUGGAUCAUACCUGAGAAUUCUGAUGAAAAUGCCACUCAGAAACUAAGAGAUGCAAUACUUAAAACUCAGAGGAAUGUAGAGUUUCAGGUUGAUCAAGAAACUCCAGAUGGUCAUUACUUGCAAGCAGAGGUUGAUGGUGGAUUUGGAAGAGAUGUAAUGGAGUUCUUGGUGAAGAGAGAUGUAGUUGCAUACCGAUCAAUGGCCACAAAAGUCACUUAUGUUUACCCAUUUACGACGGCAUUCGGUGACUCGAAAGGCCAGAAUGAAAGAUUGAAUAAAAUUAAGGAAGAGUUAGGCUGGCAUCAAGGGAAGCUCAGUGCCUUCCUGAGCAACAGGUGGCUGGUCUUUGUCGCUGCGACGUGGGUGCAAUCCUGCGCUGGAAUUGGGUAUCUCUUUGGGAGCAUUUCCCCAGUGAUCAAGUACUCAUUGGGCUAUAACCAGCGCCAGAUUGCCCGCCUUGGUGUUGCCAAGGACUUGGGAGAUUGUGUUGGUUUCUUGGCUGGGGCUCUCUGUGAGAUUCUGCCACUCUGGGCGGCGUUGCUCGUCGGUGCUCUCCAGAACCUUGUUGGUUAUGGCUGGGUAUGGCUCAUUGUCACCGAGAGAGCACCAGCAUUGCCUCUCUGGGGGAUGUGCAUUCUUAUCUUUUUUGGGACUAAUGGUGAGACGUACUUCAACACAGCUGCAUUGGUUUCAUGUGUACAGAAUUUCCCCAAGAGUAGGGGUCCAAUUGUUGGGAUAUUAAAAGGGUUUGCUGGAUUAAGUGGUGCUAUAUUGACUCAGAUAUAUGCUAUGAUGAACUCUCCUGAUCACGCUGCUCUCAUCUUCAUGGUUGCUGUUGGACCUUCAAUGGUGGUUAUUUCUUUAAUGUUCAUUGUUAGACCUGUCGGAGGCCACAGACAAGUGCGAUCCACCGAUAAAUCUAGCUUCAUGUUUAUUUAUAGUGUCUGCUUGCUUCUUGCGUCGUACUUGAUGGGAGUCAUGCUUCUUGAAGAUCUAGUGGAGUUGAACCAGGUUGUGAUUAUUUUGUUCACAACUGUGCUAGUGCUUCUUCUGGUAGUUCCAAUUUUAAUACCUUUGAUGUUAACAUUUUAUUUCGAUGCCACAUCUCCAAUUCAAGAGUGUCUCUUGCCAGAACCUGAGAAAGAAGAACUGAAUAAAUCUUCAGAGAAUGCUGUACAUAAUGAAGUUAUCCUUAGUGAAGUAGAAGACGAGAAGCCGAAGGAUGUUGAUUUGCUUCCUGAAGUAGAAAGGCAGAAGCAGAUUGCACAACUGCAAGCAAAAUUAUUCCAAGCUGCAGCUGUCGGAGCUGUGCGUGUCAAGCGGAGGAAAGGCCCACGCAGAGGCGAGGAUUUCACACUGAUGCAAGCAUUAAUAAAGGCAGACUUCUGGCUUAUUUUUGUGUCUCUAUUGUUAGGAGCAGGUUCUGGCUUGACGGUCAUUGACAAUCUCGGCCAGAUGAGUCAGUCUUUGGGUUAUGAUGAUACACAUAUUUUUGUAUCAAUGAUCAGCAUUUGGAACUUUCUUGGGCGCAUUGCUGGAGGCUAUUUUUCUGAGAUAGUCGUGAGGGACCAUGCUUACCCGAGGCCUGUGGCUAUGGCUGUUGCUCAGGUUGUUAUGGCAGUUGGGCACCUCUUCUUCGCUAUGGGUUGGCCGGGAACAAUGUACAUUGGCACUUUGCUCAUUGGUCUCGGAUUUGGAGCUCAUUGGGCAAUUGUUCCUGCCGCCGCCUCUGAGUUGUUUGGCUUGAAAAACUUUGGCACUCUGUAUAAUUUCCUCACUGUUGCUAAUCCCGCCGGCUCAUUAAUCUUCUCAGGUCUCAUUGCCAGUGUGAUAUAUGAUCAUGAAGCAGAAAAACAAUCUCGCAUGCAUUACAGUGCAACAUCUUUGGCCCGGAGAUUACUCUAUGACACUCAGCCUUAUCUCGAUGAACCGUUAACAUGUGAGGGCGCUAUUUGCUUUUACCUCACUUCCUUGAUAAUGUCAGGAUUGUGCAUAAUGGCAGUUAUCCUUAGCAUGAUUCUUGUUCAUAGAACUAAAAUCGUCUAUGCACACCUAUACGGCAAAGCUCAUACAUAAUGUUUGUUAUCUUCAUCAUAUCUUUUGUUCAUAGGAAUACAAAGUGAUAGUAGAAACUCAUCUGGAAAAUAAGAGAAAAAUCAAGUACCAUAUAGAUAUUUUAUUUAUACAUAUAUAUUUGUUCUGUAAAAAGGAAAGAAUUCUUGUUCAUCUCCUCUGAAGUUAUUUACAGAAUAGAGGAUUGAUUGGCUUCUCGUUGUGCUUGUUCAUACUGUAAUUAAACUCUGGCAUUCUAUCAUGUUAUU
This is a messenger RNA of Dioscorea cayenensis subsp. rotundata (Guinea yam), 2660 nucleotides long. RefSeq names its product protein NUCLEAR FUSION DEFECTIVE 4-like. The record is from RefSeq and is a predicted model, not a curated record. Gene Ontology annotation, cellular component: membrane. Lineage: Eukaryota; Viridiplantae; Streptophyta; Magnoliopsida; Dioscoreales; Dioscoreaceae.